AUGGACGAGAACGAGAGGCCCCGAAAACUUGUCAAGCUGGAUAAUGAGAACCAGGACAAUACUGAAGUACUUGGUCCAGCCAUGACAGGCGCUGGCGAUGUGGCCGGAGAGGAUCCGGAGCCUGCACUCGCGAACGAGCCUCAAGACCUCUCCGAAUUUACGGUCCAACAGGCUGGCACGACUCAAGACACGUCCGUUCCCCCGAGCGCGACAGAAGGCGUGACACCAGCCUUAUCCAAAAAUCAAUUAAAGAAGCUCCGCAAGGCGGAACGGUUCGAAGAAAAGCGCGCAUUCAUGAAAUCGCAGAAGAAGGACAAGCUCAUCGAGAAGAAAGAGCGCCUCCAGAAACAGUUCGACGAUGCACGAGCUACCGGUGGAGAAGAAGCCGUUGAAAAGCUCCGGCAGGAAAUACGAGCUAAAAAGCCCAAGCCCGGCCGAACCACGGUCAUACCUAUAACAUUGGUGAUGGACUGCAGCUACGAUGAGCUUAUGGAGCCGAGAGAGCGAAUCUCCCUGGCCGGGCAGCUCACGCGAACAUACUCAGACAACAACCGCGCGCCCUAUCAUGGACAAAUUAUGUUCUCGUCCUUUGACAGGCUUCUGAAAGAGCGGUUCGAUACCGUAUUAUGGAGUCACAGGAACUGGAAGCAUAUUCGAUUCUUGCAGGAAGACUUCUUGCAUGCGGCUGAUCUGGCCAAGGAAGUCAUGUCCAGCCCGAAGGGAGGCAGGCUGGCUGGACCUUUCGAGGGCCAGCCCGAUGCGAAACCCGAAGAUGGCGAGAUCAUCUAUCUCAGCAGUGACAGUGAGAAUACUUUGACCGAGUUGAAGCCUUACAGCACAUAUAUCGUCGGGGCUCUUGUUGACAAGAACCGACACAAGGCCGUUUGCUACAAGAAUGCAGUCGCAAAGGGCGUCAAGACCGCAAAACUGCCCAUUGGACAAUAUAUCUCACUUGCGCACCGUCCGGUGCUAGCCACCAACCAUGUUGUUGAGAUUAUGCUGAAGUGGUUGGAAGUGCGAGACUGGGGAGAAGCUUUCAUGCAGGUCAUCCCGACUCGCAAGGGCGGCGCUUUGAGGGCGGAAAAGUCUGGGGAUGGGGAGAGUGCUGAAGUCGCUGAAGACGCAGAAUAUGAUGAGGCAGAGGAGGAUCUCAGCGGGGAACAGCUUCAAGCAGAGCAGAUGCAACAACUUGGGGAGAUCAGCGCCUCGGAAGGAAUCGAACAUGGCAAGGAGUAG
Molecule: messenger RNA, 1236 nt
Organism: Penicillium olsonii
Lineage: Eukaryota; Fungi; Ascomycota; Eurotiomycetes; Eurotiales; Aspergillaceae
Source: the annotation of a GenBank genome assembly